AUGCCCAAAAAGUGGCUCCCGCUCGAGGCGAACCCGGACGUCAUGAACGCCUUCGCCCACGAGCUCGGACUCUCUCCUUCUCUCGCCUUUCACGACGUCUACGGUUUCGACGACGAUCUCCUGGAGUUCAUCCCCGAGCCUUGCGUCGCCGUGUUGAUGCUCUUCCCGCUCACGCCGCGAACGGAAUCCGUCGCGGGCGUCGACGCGCCCGCUCCCGACGCCGUCUCGAGCGUGUGGUUCGCUCGACAAACCGUCUCCAACGCGUGCGGCACCAUGGGGGUGAUUCACGCCGCGUUGAACGCGAAGGACGCCGUCGUCCCGGGGAGUCGCCUGGAGUCUCUGCGCGCGGCGUGCGAGGGCUCGGACCCCGACGCGCGCGCGCGUGUGAUCGAAAACGACGACGCGUUGGAGGCGGCGCACGUGUGUGCGUCCACGGAAGGGCAGAGCGCGGUGCCGAACGCGGAUGAGGUGAUCGAUCUACACUUCGUGGCGCUCGUCGAGCGGGACGGCGGCGUGUGGGAGCUCGACGGACGAAAGCCGGCGCCGGUGUAUCACGGGGCGACGACCGGAAGCGGACUCCUGCGCGACGCGGUGCCGGUGAUUCGAAAGUACAUGGAGGCCGCGGAGGGGUCGAUUCACUUCAACGCCAUCGCGCUCGCGGCGAGUCUCGACGCGUAG
Ostreococcus tauri is the source of this 678-nucleotide messenger RNA. RefSeq names its product Peptidase C12, ubiquitin carboxyl-terminal hydrolase 1. The coding region runs from base 1 to 678 and encodes 225 amino acids. Gene Ontology annotation, biological process: ubiquitin-dependent protein catabolic process; protein deubiquitination. Lineage: Eukaryota; Viridiplantae; Chlorophyta; Mamiellophyceae; Mamiellales; Bathycoccaceae. The record is from RefSeq and is a predicted model, not a curated record. The transcript has a single exon. Gene Ontology annotation, molecular function: cysteine-type deubiquitinase activity. Gene Ontology annotation, cellular component: cytoplasm.